This is a messenger RNA of Sinocyclocheilus rhinocerous, 3389 nucleotides long. RefSeq names its product amyloid beta A4 precursor protein-binding family A member 1-like. NCBI's taxonomy places the organism in Eukaryota, Metazoa, Chordata, Actinopteri, Cypriniformes, Cyprinidae. The record is from RefSeq and is a predicted model, not a curated record. Gene Ontology annotation, biological process: chemical synaptic transmission. Bases 175 to 2988 code for a protein of 937 amino acids. Gene Ontology annotation, cellular component: cytoplasm; dendritic spine; plasma membrane. Gene Ontology annotation, molecular function: amyloid-beta binding; protein binding. The transcript is spliced from 12 exons.
UUUACUGCCGUAUAAUCCGCUCUGAUGUCACUGUGUGCCGAAGGAGGGGUCUGAGAUCCGCCGCUUAAUCCCAGUGUGUUGAUAAGAACGACCGACGAAGAUGAAGGCAAGCCGAAGAGCUCUUCUUCAUCGCUUGUGUUCAUAACAGGCGAUGAGCAGUGAGUGGGCGGAGCCAUGAGCCAUAGGGAGGAGCCAGAGGAGGCGGGUCUCAGAGGUCCUCCCCCUCAUCGCAGCAAGCAGCCCAAUGGGACGCCUCUAGAGGGAGGUCGACCCAGAUGGAGACCAUGCCAGCUUCACAAUCCGGAUGCAGAAGGCCAAGGCCACCACCAUCAACACUAUCACCACCAAGCCAACCAGCACACGUCUGGAUCUAGCCGAGGUCCACCGCGUCACCGUAGGCGGCAUGCUCCCGGUCAAGCACAACGCAGGCGGACUGAGAGUGGAGAUACAUCAGCUAGAGCUGGCCAACAGCCCAAACCGGGGGCGUCAAGACACCAUCGAAGUGGAGAGAGACUCCAUCAGCCCAGAUAUAGACAACAGCACAAAGAAGAAGAGGUGGUCAAAACUCCUCCAAAAGAACAAGCUUCAAAGCCAUUAUCUCCAGAAGAUUCCUCCCAAGAACGGCUGACUCCUCCUCCUCAGGAUGAACCAAUCACUGAUAGACUGGAUGGAAACAGUCCAGAUCUGUCCCAUUCAUCUGAUACACAAGUUGAUCGUGAUCCAGAGUCUUCAAUGGAACAGUUGGAGGAGAAGGUUCAAAGUGAAGAAUCAACAUUUGGUGAAGAGGAACUGGCGAAAGAGAACCAAGAAAAGGACUAUUUCAAAGAAACUCCUGAGCAGGACUAUGCUCCUCCUAAGAUGGCUUCAAAAAGUCGUCCUGAAAGUAAAAGAACCAGUCCGCUAAGAGUAGACGUUCCACCAUUCGCCACAUCUCCUCACCAGAUGAUGAACAAACCUUUUUUCCAGUCUCCACGAACCUUCCCUGAGACUCUUCGAAGCUACAAUUCAGACCCAAACUCAUACCCUCCUCAUUUUAACAUCGGUUACGCUCAAACAAACAAGGAUAAAGGGUUUGAGAGUCCCAUGUCCCAUGUUGAAGACCAUCAAGAGGAUCUCUCAGACUCUAGUCCUGAAGCCUGCUCUGAUUCUUACCCACAACUAAGCCCAGAUUCUCUGACAGAAUCAUACCUAACAGAUCCUAAUCCAGCCCUUGAGGGACCUCAAAUGUACGAGAGGAACCAGAGCGUGACCACGGAUGAGUGCGACUCUCAGGAAGACAUCGGUCAGCUUAGUUCAGUGGGCUCCAGGCUGCACCACUACGAUGAACAGUCAGGAGAUGAAGCCGAAAGCUCAGGGAGAGUCAGAGCCCAGGUCAGGAAGACGUCAAGCUCGACUAGCCUUUCUCAAGAAGCCUUUUAUCUCCUGACUUCAGAAACUGCUCAGCUUUCACCUGAUUUGCAGGUAGAAGUCGUGGAAAGACCUGACAAGUCGUCCACUCUAGCCCAGGAUCAGAUAACAGAGUCUUGCAGAGCUACAGGAGAUGCUGUCUCGUUGGCCAUCAAGGAUAUUAAGGACGCUAUCGAGGAGGUGAAGACCAAGACGGUGCGCUCGCCCUACACGCCUGAUAAGAUCACAGAGCCCGUGUGGGUGAUGAGACAGGAUUUGAGCCCUGUUGAGGAGAACCAUCCUCAGCUACAGCCUCAGAUUCCCUCACAUCCACAGUCUGCAUGUGAGCUAUCGCUGUCUUCUCCACAGUAUGCGGCUCGAAUUCAAGAUGCUGAACUUCCUUUGGGAGCAGAAUCCUCUGGAGUUCAUCUUCAGGACCAGGAUGUAGACGUCAGUCCCAGCGUGCCGAGUGAAGAGACUAGGAAGAAUUUGGCCUCUUUCCCUGCAUAUGUUGAAGUUCCUGGCCCGUGUGACCCUGCGGACUUGAUUGACGGCAUCAUAUUUGCUGCAAACUACCUGGGUUCCACCCAGCUGCUGUCAGAGAGGACGCCCACGAAGAGCGCCCGCAUGCAGCAGGCCCAGGAGGCCAUGAGCCGCGUCCGGACAGCCCAGACACAGGCCAAAAUCAGAAAUAAGUAUCAGCAGGGCAGUGAGAGUGGGCCACCGGCCAGCACAGAAGUGGACCUCUUCAUAUCGACGCAGAGGAUCAAAGUGCUCAGCGCUUACACACAGACAUUCGCGUAUGAACUCUUACACCAUGCAAGAAUGCAAAUUCUUGAUGUUUCCUGUAUUUCCUUCGUCGUUUCUCUCUGCCAGGCUCAGCUGAUUGCUCAGUCCAUCGGUCAGGCCUUCAGCGUUGCGUAUCAGGAGUUUCUGAGAGCCAAUGGCAUCGAUCCAGAGGACCUGAGCCAGAGAGAGUACAGCGACCUGCUCAACACUCAGGACAUGUACAACGACGACCUCAUUCACUUCUCCAAGUCUGAAAACUGCAGAGAUGUGUACAUCGAGAAGCAGAAAGGGGAGAUUCUGGGCGUGGUAAUCGUGGAGUCCGGCUGGGGCUCCAUCCUCCCCACGGUCAUCAUCGCCAGCCUGAUGCACGGCGGACCCGCGGCCAAGUCUGGAAGACUGAACAUCGGCAAUCAGAUCAUGACCGUCAACGGCACCAGUCUGGUGGGCCUGCCGCUCUCCACGUGCCAGAGCAUCAUUAAAGGGCUCAAGGCUCAAUCCAGGAUCAAGAUGAACAUCGUCAGGUGUCCUCCGGUGACCAUGGUGCUCAUUCGCAGACCAGACCUGCGCUAUCAGCUGGGUUUCAGUGUGCAGAAUGGCAUUAUCUGCAGUCUGAUGCGAGGGGGGAUCGCCGAGAGAGGAGGCGUCCGCGUCGGCCAUCGCAUCAUCGAGAUCAGCGGUCAGAGCGUGGUGGCCACAGCUCACGAGAAGAUCGUUCACAUCCUGUCAAACGCUGUGGGAGAGAUCCAUAUGAAGACUAUGCCUGCAGCCAUGUACCGCCUGCUCACGGCCCAGGAACAACCCGUCUACAUCUGACACUCUGCAGGGCUACAACACCAUCCCCUCCACAUGAGCUGAUUCAGAGUUACUACUUAUUGAAAGAUUAAUAUAACUGUUUACAGAUUUAUUUAACUGGAUGUAUGUAUGUAUUUAUUAUUCCAUUAGUGCAUAAACCAAACCAUUCCAGCACCAUGUGACCUGCCUUAAUCUCUCUGGUUUGACGGAUCUCUGAAGGCCUGGCAUUAGAAGCAAAGAGAAGUGAAUGCAGAUCGAUCAUGUGCUCGACACACGACUGGACCUGAACUAUCACAGAGAUCAAUGGCACUGAGCACAGUAAUACAGGAACAUUGGAAUCUAGCCGUUAUUGACACAGAUCUGAUGUAUGAACUGUAAUCUUCUCAUCAAGCAACUCAAAGUAAAGGAAUCAAUGAACUAAA